Molecule: messenger RNA, 837 nt
Organism: Ambispora gerdemannii
Lineage: Eukaryota; Fungi; Glomeromycota; Glomeromycetes; Archaeosporales; Ambisporaceae
Source: the annotation of a GenBank genome assembly
AUGAGUAAUUACGAAUAUUUGUCAGUAACUGAAAGACAACUUCUAAGUAAAUGUCCCUAUCAUCUGACUCUCGCAAUUGAAGUGUUAACUAAACCUUCUGCGAAAAAACGCGGUAAUUAUGAUAAACCACCAAGACCACAAAAUAGUUGGAUUAUCUUUCGAACAGAUUACGAAGCUAAUAUACGCCAACUUAAUCCUAAUAUCAGACAAAAAGUUUCACAUACUGCGAAGGAAUGUAGUUUGAAAUGGAAAUUGCAAUCAAGAGAGGUUAAGAAUUUUUUCAAAAUAUUGGAGAAAAUAGCCCGCAAGAAUCAUGAGCAUAUAUAUCCUAAUUACAAAUAUAAACCGAAAAAUACAAAAGAUCCAAGCUGUAAAAAAUUUACUUUUCGAGAACAGAAAAAAUACUCAUUUACUUCGUCUGCCAAGUUUGGCUCAAGAAAUGAUAAUUUAGUUGAAAAGGAAGCAAAAAUUAACCCGUCGCCCUUCUUAACAAAUAAUAUGAGUAACAAUUUUUCCAGUUUCACAUCGUCGACAACUCAGUAUAAUCCUCACAAUAUUGUAUGCAGCAUACCUACGUCAAUCGACAAUUUUAGCGCGUCGAGUAAUCAUCAAUUUUUAUUUGAUGGCAACGACAAUAAUUUGAUUGAUUAUUUACUCAACACAAACUUUUAUAAUUCAACUCUGAUAAGCGCACCUAUCGACAUCACAAAUACAGCUAGUGUUCCAACAGCAUCAUUGAUUUCUUCACCCUCACCACAUGCUCAAAUAUCUAUCUCUGAAUAUUUUACUUAUGAUUCUACAUAUAUGGUUGGAAAUUUCUCGAAUGUCAAUUUUUGA